Molecule: messenger RNA, 2658 nt
Organism: Betta splendens (Siamese fighting fish)
Lineage: Eukaryota; Metazoa; Chordata; Actinopteri; Anabantiformes; Osphronemidae
Gene: fam163ab
Product: family with sequence similarity 163 member Ab
Exons: 5
Coding region: 519-1004 (161 amino acids)
Source: RefSeq, a predicted model, not a curated record
UCCUCGUCUCUCACUUGUUGGAUGCGCACGUUCGACUCCCCGCGGUUUCCCGAGUCCCGUCGGCGACACGAGGCGCCCGAGCGCUGCCCCGACCGCGUCCCCGCGGGUCACGCGCGCGCAAAGAGGCGUUUUUAUUUUUCGCAUUAUGUGCGUUUGUGCAUCGGCUGCGGCGCAGUGAAGAUGCGCGUCCGGUACCUCUAGUCUAGCCUGCUCCCCGACGGGACGCUUGGGCUUCGCUGGCUGCGUCGCGCGCUCUGGACUCGUCUUUGGGAAAGUUCCACGGCAGUCCCACGCGCCCCCACUCACGGCUCUCCCGCUGCGAUAAGGAUGCUGGGACCGUUCCACGGCCACGCUCCGAGCCGGACACACGGACUAUGUGCUGUAACUAGACCAGAGAUGCUCAGUGACUGCCCAGUGCUGUAACCUCUGCCCUUUGACCUCUGAUUCUCUCUUCACUUUCAACACUCCUCUGAUGUGUUAAGCUACUUUGCUGAACAGUUUGAUGGAGAGCUGGUCGGAUGACAGCUGGAACUGUUGUCAUAACCGGAGGAAUACUGGCCACAGUGAUACUUCUGUGUAUCAUAGCUGUGCUCUGUUACUGUAGACUCCAGUACUACUGCUGUAAGAAGAAUGGGUCUGACAGCGGCUCCAUCUCCCAGCAACACUUCACCUGCAACGCCUGCAGUGUCACCGGGCUGGACGGCUCCGUCAUCACCCCUCUGUCCCUGUCCCCUCCAGAGGCGUCCCGCUCCUUCGACCUCUCCAAGCCCAAAGGGGGGCGCUACUGCCCCACCUGCUCCCCCUACGACUCGCCCUUCUACAUCCGCACCACCGACGAGAUGCGCAAUGGCGGCGAGCGCAUCACCUACAUGCCCACGCACUAUGAGAACCAGGCGCUGGCGAUGCCGCUGCCCGCCGUCCGAGGCCCCCUGCUGAGGGAGGCCCCACGGGGCCGGCCUCCUGACUUCUACACCAACACUCGAGCCAUCAGCACCGAGGUGUGACCCCCCCCCCCCCCCCCCCCCCCCCUCUCCCAGACGCCCCCGACACCACCCCUCACCCACGCAGACGCGCUUCUCACAUGCACCCACACCAGCACCACCACAAUGACCGUUUGACACCCACAGUGGCUGCCAGUGAGGAUCUGCUGCACUGAGACUGGACCCAGCGGUUUGUGGAGGUUGCAUUAUCACAUAGUUUGGGUUUUGGGGGAUUUAAGGGUCGUCUACACUAAUAAAGACUAAGAUGUGUGACAUACAGUAAAGGGGGAGUCUCAAACCUAUUUCCUCACUUAAUACCCUCAAAUUUUACCUAGUUCUAAAUACAUUAAUAAAUAAUUGACAGUAGGUGAAACUGUAGCUGUAAAAUGUUUUUUUCGAAAGCUGUGUUUGGACAUGAAGGGCAUGGCUGUCGACCGUUUGUUGACUGUUACUGUGACUCUACUGACUGAGGGCUAUCUUACUGCAGAUCAUUUACUGUAUGUCUUUUCCUGACUAUUUGUCUUUCCAGUGACUGCCAAACAGUAACUGCGGUAGUGGGAAAUACUGUUAGCAGCAACUAUCAAGCAAUUGUGUGAUUUUACCCAGAGUGGACAGUGAAAUACAUUGUGAAAAGCAAAAGGAGGAAAAGUCAGCAUCCCCUCUGGAGUUUUCUGUGUCUCUAGAAGCAUGUUAGAGUUACAGGAAAGGUUAAAGGGGUUGGAUGAGUAGAGCUCUCUCUAUGCAAACUGUCUAACUUCUGCAUUACCAGCCAUUUUUCUUUAGAGGUUUUCACAACAUCCACUUUAUUGACAAAAUAUCACGAGCACUGUGCCGAUGCUGCACAUGUAGAUAAACCCAAACACGGAGCUGGACGUGGCUCAGCAUAAAGACUCCUGCAGGUCAGACACCGUGGCUGUAGUUCGACUCCAAGCAAGGACGCCUGAGACCUCGAAGGCAGCAGCAGCAGGUUUGGGAGGAACUGACUGGAUGUGUCCUUGCUCACAGUAACGCAAAAAACUUCAAAUGUAAAUAUUAAGCUGAAGCAGUGAAAGCUUCCCUUCAUCCCGUCAUGCUGUUGGUGGUGGAGAAAGGUGCACCCUGGGUUUUGGAUGAGAUGUGUUCUGAAUCAUUUUGAAUCUUUGAACUGCACAUGGUUUUAAGUUUACGUUCUUGUGAUUGAAAAGCGUUUUGCAGCGGUCAUUUAUUUUCACAUGACACCUCCUCUGCAUUGCUUGUCAUACACAGUGUUCCAAGAUAUAUGUCCUAAUAUUUUUAUGCACAGCAGAAUUCAGUGGUUGUCUAAGCAGUGCACUUACUGGCAUUAGGAUUCUAUGAUGAGCAGCUACGUGAUUUGUAAAAGCCAACUGCAAUACUUUUACUUUGUACAUUUUGAAAAACUUCAGGUUGUGUUCUCCUUAGAUAAACUAAAUGGAAUAUUAAUCACUAAAGGUUGGACAAAGAGAUAAUUGUCCACUAUCACAGUAAUUGUCACCAUUGUCUUAUUUAGCCAUUGUAUUAACUUUCAAUUUUACUACUUACCUAACAUGUUAUCUUUGAACAUAGAAUCAAGACAUUUUUAGAAGUGUGGUUAAAAAUAUAAUUGUACAUGAUGAAUACAGAAACAGUAAUAUUGGACAGUGUUCAAUUUUGACAAUUAAAGAUUUAUAACAGCUUGAAA